This is a messenger RNA of Periophthalmus magnuspinnatus, 4575 nucleotides long. It is a transcript of the gene lrrc8aa, whose product is annotated as leucine rich repeat containing 8 VRAC subunit Aa. Gene Ontology annotation, molecular function: protein binding. The record is from RefSeq and is a predicted model, not a curated record. Lineage: Eukaryota; Metazoa; Chordata; Actinopteri; Gobiiformes; Gobiidae. The transcript has 3 exons. The coding region runs from base 152 to 2545 and encodes 797 amino acids.
AAACUGUCAAACAAAGGGAAAGCUCACAGUUAGUUCUCCGCACGGGGCCUUCAGUCUAAAACACUACAGCCCCUUAAAACGUGAUAGAAAUGUGUGAACCGAACGUGGGGAGGAUUACAGAAAUAAACUGCAACAAAGCUGAUAAACCAUUAUGAUACCCAUCACUGAACUCCGGUACUUUGCUGACACUCAGCCGGCGUACCGCAUCCUAAAGCCAUGGUGGGACGUUUUUACAGACUACAUCUCAAUCGUCAUGCUGAUGAUUGCAGUGUUUGGUGGGACACUGCAGGUCACUCAGGACAAGAUGAUAUGCCUACCUUGCAAGUGGGUGAGCAAUACAACCUGUGAGACUCGGCCAGUGCCAAAUAUCACCAUUCCCUAUGCACCGGAACCUAAAGGCAUUCAAUAUGACCUUGACCGCCAUCAGUAUAAUUAUGUGGACGCUGUGUGUUAUGAGAACAAAUUGCACUGGUUUGCCAAAUAUUUCCCCUAUCUGGUGCUGCUCCACACUCUUAUCUUUCUUGCCUGCAGUAACUUUUGGUUCAAGUUCCCCCGCACAAGUUCAAAACUGGAGCAUUUUGUUUCUAUACUUUUGAAGUGCUUUGACUCCCCAUGGACAACAAGAGCUUUGUCAGAGACUGUGGUGGAGGAGAGUGACCCUAAGCCUCCAGGCAAAAUGAAUGGCUCAAUGGAUAAGAAAGCAUCUAGUAUCAGCGAAGAUGUGGAGGCUAGUGUGCCCAUGCUUCAACGAACCAAGUCCAGAAUUGAACAGGGGAUUGUAGACCGUUCGGACACUGGUGUUUUAGACAAGAAGGAGGGUGAGCAGGCUAAGGCACUUUUUGAGAAAGUGAAGAAGUUUAGGAUUCAUGUUGAAGAAGGCGAUAUAGUCUACUGUCUUUAUAUACGACAGACCAUCAUCAAAGUAAUCAAGUUCAUCCUAAUAAUUUCUUACACUGCUUACUAUGUCCAGAAUAUAAAGUUUAAUGUAGUGUGCAAUGUAAAGGCCAUGGAGAAGCUCACAGGGUACGGCAUGUUUUACUGCGCCCACCCACUGGCCACUCUUUUUAAGAUUUUAGCUUGUUUUUACAUUAGCUUGGUUGUUGUUUAUGGUUUGAUCUGCAUGUACACACUUUGUUGGAUGCUCAGUCGCUCCCUAAAACGGUACUCAUUUGAGUCAAUCCGCGAAGAGAGUAGUUAUAGUGACAUACCCGACGUUAAGAAUGAUUUUGCCUUCAUGUUACAUAUGAUAGAUCAGUAUGACCCUUUAUACUCCAAACGCUUUGCAGUUUUUCUCUCUGAGGUGAGUGAGAACAAGCUGAGGCAACUCAACUUGAACAAUGAGUGGACUCUAGAGAAGCUUAGGCAGCGCAUCACCAAAAACUCUCAGGAUAAGCUGGAGUUACAUCUCUUUAUGCUCAGUGGCAUUCCAGACACUGUAUUUGAUCUGGUGGAGCUAGAAGUGCUUAAACUUGAGCUAAUACCUGAUGUUACUAUUCCUCCAAUUAUUGCACAGCUUUCCAACUUGAGAGAGAUGUGGCUUUAUCACACUCCAGCCAAAAUUGAGGCCCCAGCGCUGGCUUUUUUGAGGGAAAACCUUAAGUCUCUCCACAUCAAGUUCACUGAUAUCAAGGAGAUUCCAUUAUGGAUUUACAGUUUAAAGAACCUCAGUGAACUGCACCUAACUGGCAACCUCAGUGCUGAUAAUAACCGCUUUAUCAUCAUUGAUGGCCUCCGUGAACUGAAACGUCUCAAAGUGCUGCGUUUGAAGAGCAAUCUGACAAAACUCCCCCAGGUUGUGACUGAUGUUGGUGUACAUCUUCAGAAGCUCUCCAUCAACAAUGAAGGAACCAAGCUCAUGGUUCUCAACAGUUUGAAGAAAAUGGUCAACCUCUCAGAACUGGAACUGGUUCGUUGUGACCUUGAACGUAUUCCGCACUCCAUUUUUAGUUUGCACAACCUGCAGGAAAUUGACCUGAAGGACAACAACCUGAAGACUAUAGAGGAGAUCAUCAGCUUUCAACACUUGCACCGACUUGUGUGCCUCAAGCUGUGGUACAACCAGAUCGCGUACAUCCCCAUUCAGAUCGGCACUCUCACCAACCUGGAGAGGCUCUAUCUCAAUAGGAACAAGAUUGAGAAAAUCCCCAGUCAGCUGUUUUUCUGCCGCAAGCUUCGAUUCCUAGACCUGAGUCACAAUAACCUGACGAGUAUUCCAGCAGAUGUUGGUUUCCUCCAAAACUUACAGUACUUUGCUGUAACUGCAAAUAGGAUUGAGACUUUGCCUCCGGAGUUAUUCCAGUGCAAGAAGCUGCGCACUUUGAAUCUUGGAAACAACUGCCUGCAGACUCUUCCAUCACGGUUUGGAGAGCUCACUGGCCUCACUCAACUGGAGCUCAGAGGGAACCGUCUGGAGUGCUUGCCUGUGGAGCUGGGGGAGUGCCGCCUUCUAAAGAGAAGUGGCCUGGUCGUGGAGGAAGAUCUGUUUAACACUUUGCCAUCAGAAGUGAAAGAGCAGCUUUGGAGGGCUGAUAAGGAACAAGUCUGAGUCAAACACAGUCCAAAGCUUUACUGUUGGAGGAAUAUGAGAAAAACAAGCACACUCCUAUUGUUUUUAUGAUGGCAGGCAAUCCUAACGAGGUGUACUUUUUAGGAUUGCCAGUGUGUGCUUCUGAUAUUUUUGUUAGUACUGCCUCUAUAUCAAAAUCAUGGAUGUCACUGUAAUUGGCCCAUUUAAAUAUUCACCACAGUGACUCUAUAUAAUACUUUUUCAUCUUAACAAGAAGGCCUUAUGUUUUCUGACACCAAGCAUGUCCUUAAGAGACAAACAAAGCUAAGUUCACCAUUGGUCUAAUCAUGCACUAGUUGGAUCAGUGUUUUAGCAAUACUUUGCAAUCAUUUAUUUCUAUGAGACCCAUGUCUAGCUUUCUUUCUUGCUGCCCUCAAGAUGAAUCAACAGCAUACGUAAGCCUUAAUCUGACAUUGAACUAUACCAAUGGAUAUUGAUUGGAACAACACUUCUAGAUCAUGUCUGAAUGAGCACUUUGCAUGGUAAAUAAUAAACAAUUUCUUGUUUAAGUAUGACUCGGUUCAACUUAACUGAGAUCGUAGGUGAGUCUUAACAUUUGUAUCUCUUGAACCUGACAUUUAUAUAGCAUGGUUUUCAUCCACACGUCAUGUUUGAGCAUGUAAAAAAGACUGAUUCACAAAGGCUGGGUGCAGUUCUUUAACUAAUGUUUUUAUCCGUUUUUAUUGCCUUUUUGUAUUGUAUAUGCCUGUAAUCCAGAAAUGACCUUUAUCCAGUAUAUGGCAGUAUGUGCUUUACUAUAGUGUAGAGUCCUAUAAUGAGGUAUACCUUUUGUACAGGGUAAAUAAUAUUUGACAGACUCCACACAUAGUGCUUUUUUUAUUGUCUUAACAUGAAUGACGCAAGCUUGCACAGUGUGAUUGAGAUAUUUAAAGGUUUUUUUCUUCACUACUAUUAGGCUAAAAUACUUUAAGGGUGGUAGUAUGAAUAUUUCAGAUACAAGCAGCCACAGCAUGCUGAAUGUAUCUUAGUAACAGGGUUGAAUGGUGCAACUAACAUGGAUUAAUUGAGUUAAGUUUACUCUAACCAUGACAAGCACGACUUGUUAAAGCCUUAUUAUAGAUGUAUGUGAUAUUGAAAAUUUAAAAAAGAUUGCCUUGCUGGUACAGUGUAUUACCAAAAUGUAACUUUGGUACUUUUGUUAUAACCAGAUGUUUGUUUUGUUGUUUUUUUUUACAAUGCCAUUUUUAAAAAUGUUAUAUUUCUUUUUUUCUUUUUUUUUCUUUUUUACAUUUAUUUAUGUGGCAAAUGAUGUUUAAGGUUCAGUCUUUAAGAAUGGUCUGUUAAAUGAGAUUCAAAUAGAAAAGUCUCAAAGUCAAUGCUUUAUCAAAGAAAAAAACACAUUUCGAAGCAACUACUUGUUUUCGCUUUAAGAUGACCUUUUUCUGAACACAGACUUUUUUUGCUUUACUCAUUUCCCCUUUUAACACAUUUCGAAGCAACUACUUGUUUUCGCUUUAAGAUGACCUUUUUCUGCACACGGACCUUUUUUGCUUUACUCAUUUCCCCUUUUAAUCAUUGCUAGGUCUGUGACUCUGGUGACUCAAAGAAAGUUGUAUCAGCAAAUUCAACAUCUGAUUAUUGAACAAGUUGGUUACAUGAUGUGUAUUUAUAUUUAAGAGAUUGUACUUUACUGUUUGUUUAUUUUGUACCACUUCUGUAAACAUAUUUUAGGGAAUAUGUUUUUAUUUGUGCACAUUUUGACAAUCCAAAAAGUGAUCUUUAGGCUUUUUGUUUUAAUUUAUGCUCUGAAUACAAUGAUGUUUUAAUUUACAGAUGAUGGAGUUCACUGUUUUCACUUUACAGAAGUCUCCUUUAGUGUCAAUGUUUUUAUAAAGCGGACAGUUUGUUUGACCAGCUUUGAGUCAUAUGUAUGCGGCAGGCGAUCGGUGCGAACAUUCUCUCUAAAACUUUUCUAAUUGAAAAACAAAUUUGUACACUUAACAAUGGAAAGCAAUCAAUAAAAUAGCAACAUAUCAAUGCAAAAUUGU